Messenger RNA from Aspergillus vadensis CBS 113365, 1032 nucleotides. RefSeq lists its product as uncharacterized. The record is from RefSeq and is a predicted model, not a curated record. The transcript has 6 exons. The coding region runs from base 322 to 1032 and encodes 236 amino acids. Lineage: Eukaryota; Fungi; Ascomycota; Eurotiomycetes; Eurotiales; Aspergillaceae.
CGCAACUCUUCAUACACCGAAGAACCAAUCAUUGAGAGAGGGCUUCGGUGUUCUUAGAUCCUCCAUCACGGAUCGUAUAAACAGUGUACGAGCCGCCACUCCCCAGGAAAAACAAGCGGCGAUCUGCGUCCCAUCUGUCUUGGGAGCCAGGUCAGCCGCGUCCAAAAGCAGUCCUGCUCUGCAUCGCCUCCAUAACUCUCGUUAUCCCAACCAUGUAACAGCCUGUUGACUAGUUUCCGUCAAACUAUUAUAAAGCUUAAUAAUAGUGAGCACCUGCUAUAAUCCAGUUAUAUAGAUAAACUUCUGAUAGAGAUUGUGGGCAUGAUUGUAAGAAAAUUAAAAAGUAGUUAUUUUCUUAAUUUUCAUCUUGCCAACAGAAGUCUCCGAGCAAGUAGUAUAUUAUAUAUUUGUGUAAUCUACCCUGAUCACCUUACAGCACAUUAUCUAGCCAAUCCCCGGAAUAAAGAAGCUGCUGCGAGAGCUCGUUCUCUUGAGAAAUUAAUUAGUAUUAAACUAAACUCUACAUUAGAUAGUUCAGAAAGCCGGAAAUUCUUUAUUUAUACUAUUCAUAUUAUUUUCACUACUAUUACUGCAGUUCCAGUAGAUCCAGAAAUACUACAGCUUCCAGAUUUCUGUCUUACUAUAAAUUCUAUUACUUUGAUACUCAUAAUCUUACAUAUCACAGUUGGCCUACCAGAAAGGGAAAGGGAUCUUAAAGCGCUAAGUGAUGGUAUUUAUCUCAAGAAUCUCCACGUCUUGGAGAUUAACACAGUCAGUAGUACAGAAGACUAUUUAGCUAGGCUAUUUCUUGUCCAUAAAAUAACUUUGUAUAAUAUAUAUCUGGAAUUAAUCGAACUUCCAACUCUAGAGUCCUGGAAAUCAUUACUUAAGACCAUUCAGGAUGAACUUUGUUUAGACCACCUUGAGAUCACGGACUGUGAAGCCAGUAAUCAUAUCAUUAUGUUCAGUGGCAAGCAGAAAGAAACUUUAAAUAAUCUUAUCAGAAUAUUAAUAUUAGAGAAGAUAAUCUGA